Molecule: messenger RNA, 1338 nt
Organism: Penicillium taxi
Lineage: Eukaryota; Fungi; Ascomycota; Eurotiomycetes; Eurotiales; Aspergillaceae
Product: RNA-binding protein
Exons: 3
Coding region: 1-1338 (445 amino acids)
Biological process (GO): maturation of LSU-rRNA from tricistronic rRNA transcript (SSU-rRNA, 5.8S rRNA, LSU-rRNA)
Cellular component (GO): nucleolus
Molecular function (GO): RNA binding
Source: RefSeq, a predicted model, not a curated record
AUGGCUCCUGAUAAGAAAGAAAAAAAGCGCAAGGCGUCUGUCGCGAGCGACCCGCCUGCCAAAAAAACCAAGAAGGUCGAGCCUACAGCCGCCGAGACCCCCAAGACGGUCACUUCCAAGCCAAUUUCGAAGAAGAAGACUGUUACUAAGGCCAAGGAUACUAAGGACAUUAAGGACACCCAGUCUGUUCCGUCCGUGAAGGCCAAUACCCCCGCCGCUCGUCAGCCCAAGCCUCGCAAGCGCGCUGCCGAUCUCAUUAGUGACGAUGAGAAUGACGAGUCCGCUCCUCCUACUUCAAAAACACAGAAGAAGCCAACCAACAAGAAGUCCAAGAAAGAGGAGGCUGUCUCUGCUGUGAAGAAGGCUGGCAAGGCUGCUCCCAAGGUUGUUGAUGGUGCAGACGAGUCUGACGAUGAAAAUAUCGAGGAUGAGUCCGCUGAUGCAUCGUCUUCGGACGAGGCUGAAGACGAUCAGACUGUUGCCCUCAUCAAGGGCUUUGAAAGCAGCGGCGAAGAAAAUGAGGAGGAAUCCGGCGACGAGGGCUUCAACAACUCCAAGCCCAUCCCCAAGAUUCCCAAGAAAAUCGCACGCAAGCUUGCUAAGAGCGAGACCGCUGAUUCCCCGAAAGAACCCGGCACUGUUUACGUUGGUCGUAUUCCCCACGGUUUCUACGAGCACCAGAUGCGCGCAUACUUCUCUCAGUUUGGUGAUAUCACCAACCUCCGACUCUCACGCAACCGUACCACCGGUAGUUCCAAGCACUACGCCUUCGUAGAAUUCAGCUCCAUCCAUGUUGCCAAGAUAGUUGCCGCAACUAUGGACAACUACCUGAUGUAUGGUCACAUCUUGAAGUGCAAGUUUGUUCCCAAGGAGCAACUUCACCCCGAGAUCUGGAAGGGAGCCAAUCGCCGCUUCAAGAAGACUCCCUGGAACCGUAUUGAAAAGAAGCGUCUGGAGAAACCCAAGACCCGCGAACAGUGGUCGAAGAGCAUUGAGAAGGAGCAGACUAAGCGUGAGGCCAAGGCUGACAAGCUUAAGGCUCUGGGAUACCAGUUGCCUUUGCCCCAGCUGAAGAGUGCGGACGAUGUUCCCGUGCAGGAAGAGAAGGCCAUCGAGACUGCCCCUGUCGAGGAGCCCGUGAAGGCUGUUGAAGAGGCUCCUUCUACCAAGGAGGAGGCCCCUAAGCAGGUGAAGAAGAACAACAAGAAGGCUGAUAAGGCCGAGAAGAACAAGGUUGAGAAGGUCAAGAAGAUUGAGCAGCCCAAGAAGGUUGAGCAGGAGCCCAAGAAGGAGGCUGCCGCCACCAAGAAGAAGAGCGGCAAGAAGUCCAAGGCUUAA